Molecule: messenger RNA, 9007 nt
Organism: Trachemys scripta elegans
Lineage: Eukaryota; Metazoa; Chordata; Testudines; Emydidae
Gene: ABHD2
Product: abhydrolase domain containing 2, acylglycerol lipase
Exons: 12
Coding region: 333-1610 (425 amino acids)
Biological process (GO): steroid hormone receptor signaling pathway; medium-chain fatty acid catabolic process; sperm capacitation
Cellular component (GO): sperm plasma membrane; sperm flagellum
Molecular function (GO): acetylesterase activity; monoacylglycerol lipase activity
Source: RefSeq, a predicted model, not a curated record
GGGGUAGUUGGUAGCAGGGCCGGCUCGGCUGCAGACCGAUGGGAACUGGUGCCGGAAGCGUCGAGAACAGCGACCAGGCUGGGCCUACAGCUUUGGGCCAACACAGCUACAACACUACCAUAUUUCUGGCAUUCUGUAGCCAACUCUAGAUGUCAUUUGACUACCACUUGCGGUCUGUUCAGUUGUCAGUCUGAGAGACAGUGCUAUAUCCGAGUCAGUUUGGGUUUUCCAGGGUAAUUCUACUAGAACAUCGAUCUGAACAGUAAAACUUGGAUCCUUUGAGGACUGUCUGAAUACUUCUAGCUCUGAAGAACAAGCAACACUGAUUUAAAAUGAAUGCAAUGCUGGAAACCCCCGAGCUGCCAGCAGUGUUCGAUGGGGUGAAGCUGGCUGCAGUCGCCGCUGUUCUCUAUGUCAUCGUUCGCUGCCUGAAUCUAAAGAGCCCAACUGCCCCUCCUGAUCUCAUUUACCAGGACACUGCUCUGUCGCGCUUCCUGCUCAAAUCCUGCCCGCUUCUGACCAAAGAGUACAUUCCACCCAUGAUCUGGGGGAAGAGUGGACAUAUCCAGACGGCUCUCUAUGGGAAGAUGGGGAGAGUGAGAUCACCACAUCCUUAUGGACUUCGCAAGUACCUCACAAUGUCAGAUGGAGCGACAGCAACCUUUGACCUCUUUGAGCCCCUGGCUGAACACUGCAUUAGAGAGGAUGUCACAAUGGUCAUCUGCCCUGGAAUCGCUAAUCACAGCGAGAAGCAGUACAUCCGUACCUUUGUUGAUUAUGCCCAGAAAAAUGGUUAUAGGUGUGCUGUCUUGAAUCAUCUGGGAGCUCUGCCAAAUAUUGAGCUCACUUCUCCACGCAUGUUCACAUAUGGUUGCACCUGGGAAUUUGGAGCCAUGGUUAACUACAUCAAGAAGACCUUUCCUCAGACCCAGCUGGUUGUGGUGGGCUUCAGCCUGGGUGGAAACAUUGUGUGCAAGUACCUAGGAGAAACCCAGGCCAACCAAGAGAGAGUGCUGUGCUGCGUCAGUGUUUGCCAAGGGUACAGCGCGCUAAGGGCACAGGAAACCUUCAUGCAGUGGGAUCAGUGUCGGAGGUUUUAUAACUUCCUCAUGGCAGACAACAUGAAGAAAAUCAUCCUCUCUCACAGGCAAGUCCUGUUUGGAGAUAGCGUUAAGCAGCCCCAAACCCUGGUUGACUCAGACCUGAGCAGACUCUACACGGCAACAUCCCUCAUGCAGAUCGAUGACACCAUCAUGAGGAAGUUCCAUGGCUACAGUUCCCUGAAAGAAUAUUAUGAAAAGGAGAGUUGUCUGCAUUACUUACCAAGGAUCCAUGUUCCCCUCAUGCUGGUUAAUGCUGCUGAUGACCCUCUGGUACAUGACAGUCUGUUAUCGAUCCCAAGAGCUCUGUCAGAAAAACGGGAGAACGUCAUGUUUGUGCUACCACUACAUGGAGGUCACCUGGGCUUUUUUGAGGGGGCUGUACUCUUUCCUGAACCCCUCACUUGGAUGGAUAAGCUUGUGGUGCAGUACACCAAUGCCAUCUGCCAGUGGGAGAGGAAUAAGUCUCAGUGCUCAGAUACAGAGCAAGCAGCGUCUGGCCAGGAGUAACUGCCCCAAAGACUCUCUCCAAUUUGCUUCACUAUAUUUCCCUCUUCUGGAACUCUGAAUUCCCUCACCUGCUGUUUCAGGUUUCAUCCUCUUUGUGACAUCCUGGGACUGGGGGUUGGCCACAAUGUUUUCUUCUGAAAUGGAGCUACAACAGAGGGCAAUAACUGGUUUUGAGCAUAUUUGUGUCUCCUUAUGGGUUUGCAGUGCACUGCUGCAUUUGAAGAACUGGCUUGCUGCUUUGAGUUGCUGGUUAGGGCUUGCUGCAGGAUUCUCAUACUAAUGUGAUGGCCUACUUAGAAAGUAGAAGUCCCAGUGCUGCUGACCAUCCAGUUAUUCUUCCACUGGCCAAGACUCUUCACGGAGUUACAGAACUUGUUUAGCUGUGGAUGAGUUGUGCUGGGAGUUCAAUUCCCUUGUCUGGUCAUAUCUCUCCUAACACUGGGAGAACCCUGUAUCAAUCCAUAGAAACCAGCAGUUCAGUCUGUAAGCCACUGGGAUGUGGCUUGCAGAAAGAGUGAAACCUUGGAGUGACAAGUAGAGUUUCAGCCUUGCACCAUCUGACAAGGGCCUCUUGCGUUUUCUGGCAGUGCCCAUACCAGGAUUCAGCUGGGUUAGAAAACACUGAGCAACUUGUCAGAGCGUCAGCUGUCUCAAGGGUGGUGGUGCAUUCUGCUGCUCCCGCAUUUUUUUUCCGCUGGGCCUCUGUGUAUAGAUGAGUUUCACGUUGGUCAUUCUGUUGGAUUUCCUGCUAUGUAAACGCUCUCACAUCAAGACAAAACAGAUAGCCUUCUUGUGAUACUUGCCUUUUUUUAACGUAAAGAGUUUUAUUUUGUCACUGUAUUUUUGUGUUUUAACCCAGGCCUUUUUGAAACGGGUUCUGGUAAAUGCAUUGGAACCACUGAUUAUCAGUCUAUGGGGUAUAUCCAAUUUGUGUGAGAGUAUUUCACAGAGAAUGAAUACACCCUUUCUUAAGGAGUGUCUGGAGGGAUGGGGACGGACGGACAUGUCAAUAUUGAUUCUUGCUUCUUCUCUCCCCUUCUUGUACGUGCCAGGGUAGAAUGUUCCAAAAUCUCUCCCCUGAACUUUCAAAGCAAUGAACGGUUUUGUUUUUCAGCCACAUGACUUGCCUUGGAGUUGACGGGAACUGGAUGUCUCUACCCCUGCGUAGCUUAAAUGUUUAUCUCUGUAUGACUAACUGCCUCCACAGUUAUUAGGAUCUGGUAAGGUUGUCUAUGUCCAGCUGGGCAUUAGAGCCGUUCUGGCUCGUUAAGUCUUUUCCCCACCCAGGAUAUCCAAGAUCAGCUUCAGUUAAUGCACAAGGUGAAGUGUGGCAAUUUGAAAGUCACUUGCAUACCUCUCUCAUCUAGGGGCUGAUACUGUACUGUUGCCCAGAGGCUCUUUUAAGAUAAACACCCUAGAAGAAAAGCUCCCCCAUGACAAUCAAGGACCUUAAUAUAAAAAUAGAAACAGUCUGUCGAGACAGUGGAACUUUGUGGUCAAACUUUGCUUUACUUUCAGUUCUGUCAAUAUCAUCAUCUCAUUACUCUGUCCUUGUAACGCCUUUCAUCAUCCAUUUACUUCAUCUCUGUUCCUGUCACACUUCCCACACCAAUUAGCACUUUAUUGCUUUAGCCCUGGUUUUGCAUUCUAGGCACUUUAGUUGAAGCUUAAGGGUAAAACACCCUGUUGAAUCUCAGUCCUGUAACACUAGUGGAAUAAGCUUCCUGGGCCACAUGAUCUCUGAACUUCAGUAGAUUGGAGAGAUUUUUGUUUAAUAAAGCAAUAAUUAACUACUGUAGCAAAGGUGCAUUAUCAUAUCAGGAAACAAACUCCUUCGGUUUGCCUUAGGCCAGUUGCCUUGGCCUGUUUUAACAAACUGUGGUAACCUGUGCAGUGUCUUGUUUAGAGAGAGAAUUCAGGUUCUGCUGUUAUAGAAGUAGAAGAAAUGACCAAGCAAAGCCUUGGCAAGAUUUGGCCAUGCUUGUGGCUGGCUUAAAGGACGUUUCAGCGCAUCAGUUAGCAAGGGCAUCCUUGGUUGGUGUUUGUGUCUGUCUUCGUGCUCAUCCUCUUGUCCAUAUCUCAUCCACAGAUCACCAGAAUAAUCAUACAGGGCAUUCCGACUUUGGCUCUGUUCUCGCUGAAGUGGCGGUUAGUAUAAAUAAUUCAUAGGACAUAACUUAGAAAAUCUCCCACUCUUUUAGAAGUUGAAUGUAAGCCGCUCUUAUUGAUACACAUUGGUAUAGAUACAUGAUAUAAAUGUGUGGGGAUGUGGCUCUUUAUCUACAGAGGGUUUGAACUUCAGAAGUGCUUAAACUCUAUAGCCAGCUCUGCAAUUGCUGUUCGUAAGUCACCGGCUAUCCAAGAGACCAGACCGCUCUUCCCACAGUAAGGAGUUCCCUCUACAGAUCAUUCAUUCCUCCAAACCCAGCUUAGCUGCAAGUAGGAGUCAUCGUCACUCCCAGGGGAACAGAAGUUGUCCUUAGCACCCAUCAAACUGUUAAGGCUUCAACGAGCAGGCAAAACCCAGGUGACAUGUUGAUGUAUUUGAAGCAAGAAAUGUUUUUGCUGUUUCCCAAAUAGUUGCUUUUUAAACAAAAAGAACCUCAAUUGUUUUCUCUAAUAAAAUAAUUAUUAACUCUCCCCCUUUCCAGUGUAGCUGAGCCCUGGGUUUUCCGCCGUGCUAAACUAAGCCCAGUUUUGUAACUUUUCCAACUGUUCUGUAAAUGAGUUGCGUGGCCCUUGUUUGCAGGGUGUCAGUUCUCUAAAAGGAAGUGCUGAAGGCGUCCUUCCCCGGUGGUGGCUUGUAACCGUUUUCGAACAGAAAUCAAGGGGAUCGUUGCUUUGCAGAGGCUUGUUUUGGGUGUUCAAUGUCUUUGGCAGCUCUUAGCUGCUGAACUCAGGGAUUCCAUUACCAUACACCGAAGUGUUGUAGAACCUGCCUGAAGGGGAGCUCUGUCUCCUUGGAUUCAGUGAGGGAGGCUUCGACUUGGAAAGGCUUUUAGUAAGGUGAUGGCAUUUUGGUCUCCUGGUUCCUAGGGCGUGAGGAAGAAUGGUGUUGUCUUCAUCUCUUCAAACACAGGGAUAUCGUCUAGUGUAACUAACUGAUCUUAUUGGGGCAGGUGACCGGUCAGUCAGUGACUUCUGUUCUUGCUGAGUACUAAACAUAACUCCUCCCCCAAUGAGAAGAGCACCUGGGGGAAUUCCCAAACUGGUGGGAGUUGCUGCUUGUCCAGUCAAACUGGGCAGACAGGCAGAGAUUUUGCUGUUGGAGAAACCCAAAGGAAGCAGAUUUCACUGGGAAAAUUCCAGUUCUUUCUUUCACCGUUGUUGGCAGCUGAACUCUGCCACCCCCUCUUCCUUUGUGAGCUCAUCCUACCUGCAGCGAUCCCAAAAGAGGGACACCACGUUUCUGUAGAAAGUAAAGCCCCUCCCAGGGUUAGACUGGAUGGUACUGUGGAAGACUUAAGGCAACUGUUCAUGAUCAGCAUCCAUUCCUCUUCAGAGAUAGCACCAGGCAAGAACUUUUCCCUGUACUGCUGCCUAUAGAGAUUUCCAUAGCACUUACUUUCCCACUGCUUCUCUAUCUGCCCAUAUGCAGUCUGAGACUUCAGGAGCACUUAGCACCCCAGACAUUCUGGAGCAAUCACUUGGGGGGGGGGGGGGAGGUGGACCUAAGUCUUGGCACUCUUGCCACAAGAGUUCUUGCACUUUCAGGUGAGCUGUCUAUAUUUUGUAAAGUACUUGAAGUAGUUGUGCUUGUGUCUGGAGUAUGAUAAAGGAGGUGUGGAAGUUAGCUAGUCUAGUUUUGGGAGAAAGGGAAGGAGUUGCUUAAGGCUUUUACCAUGGGCUUUAAGGGUCUCCUUUGAGUUUUGAGACUUAAGUUCAUCCCAACAAGAUUUUUGUAGCUAGAAAUGUUAAAUUAAAAACUCCCUCACCAGUGUGACUUGCUAUGGCUUUGAAUGCAUGGGUCAGGGACCAGUGGUGUAAAAUCUUAAGAGCUUCCCAGUCUGACUGGAAGCCAUAUCUUGCAGAUCAUUUCUUCUGCCUUUCUUCUAGUUAAAAAUCUGCUGCACUACAUAAUUCUGUAUUGAGACUUCUGGAGAGGGGACUUCUGUAUUGAACCCUAUAACUGGAGGAGACAGUGCACACUGCCAUAAGAGGGUCUGCCAUUGUACAUCGAUCCUAAUUUGCUGUCCCCCAUUCUCUGUGCUAGCAGUGGUAGUGUGAUAUGGGCAUAUGCGUGCCAGGGACCAUAUUGAGAUCAUCCUCAUAAUAGCAUAUGACCUAGGUCAGGUUUGAGCUCUUACCUUUAGAGGUGAAAGUCAUGUGUUCAUUCCAGGCCUAUAGAGACUUUUUCUCUUCCACAACAAGCGCCUUCCAAAACGACCACACUAGCCAUAGCAAGCAUCCAAAGUGUAAGCCUCUGAAAUAGCCUGAUAAUGCAAAUGGAACAGUGCAGCUCUUCUCUUUAGAUCUGCUGUGAGAGAUGGGAGCUAACAAGUGGAUUUUCUGUAUUGAUGGUUUCAGAUUGAGGAAUGGAGGUAGAAUGGAAUAAAAUUCACUAGGGCUCAGUUAACUAGCACUUAGUACCAUAAAUUUAUGCACCCCGUCAUUGGAUAUCAUCGGCACUUAGAAACAAACCACCAGAAAGGGUCUCUCCUAGUCAGGUUGCAACCAAUUAUCUCUGAACGCUUAGACUGGUCCAGUCUUUCUUCCACUGCUACCAGGGUGUCUGCAGAGAUUUGAACUUUGCAGGUGAGCAGGUGGGACCUGCUCUGAGACUAGAGCAUGAUGAACUUUACAUCAGACCUCCCAGAAUCUUUACUAGCCAGUUUCUAACAUUCUCCUUUUGAAGCACUUGACAGGGUUUCCAGAUGAGUCUGAUCCUGUUGCAGUUGCACUGUGAAGGUACCUGAAACUCUCUGCAGUCUCCUCCUCGGCACUUCUUGACACUGAUUCUUGUUUAUCGAGAAGUAUUUGUUUUGGAUUGUGAGCAUUAAGUUAAACCAUAGAGUACUGAUGUCUCUCAGAACUUGACUUUAGCCAGCUACUUUUUCUUCAUCCAUCCUAGUUCUGUCAAGCUUCGUAGAGGACAACCCUUCAGACACCUAGUGCCUUGCCCUUCAUUCCUUCCCACUUCCUUCUCAACAUAGCUGCAGUUCUGCUGCUUGUCACUCUUUGUUCUCAUGCAGAAAGCAAACACCUGACUUCCCUUCUUUGGAGUCAAAGCUAAAACCAGCCUGGCUACGGGGGAAAUGUCGCUGGACGACAGGUGUGUACUGAGCUAGGGAAGGACCUUGGGUUUGGGCAGCCUAAAACUAGCUAUAGUUUAUGUUUUAAGGCUUAAGUUAUAACUAAAUAAGCAGUAGGUUAUUUUACAACUGACUUCUCCUGCCUAUAGAAGUAGGGGCCGACUCACAGCUAUUGACUAAAACAUAAACAUGUUUCCUUUCUAAAAUCCAGAAGAUCCCACGUUCUAAUGAGCUAGCUCCCUCAGUCCACUAGCUUGUUGGCCCGGUAGAGUACAGCAGGAGAUGGGCUGUCUCCUUAUCCGAUACAUCAGGAGUGGCAUUUGGGGGGUUUAUUGCCAAAUGUAGUGACACUGAUCACUGGAGAGCAAUGCAAGGAACCUCCUGGAAAUGUUAUGCCUAUCUAGGGUUUAUUGGUGGUUGUAAAACUCCUUUACAAGAAGCUUAGAAAGGGACCCAGCCUUGUGUUAGUGGGUGGUGUAUGGACAGCUGUGACACUAGCCAAUCAGAAGGCUGUAUGUGUACAUUGCUUCUGUCUUGAGUCAGACACCACGUGUCCUUCCAUUGGCAGCUCUGGGUGUUUGGGUGGCGUGCAGUAGCCAUAGUGACUCAGAAUAGCAAUGUUUACUGCAGGGGGUCCAAAUUCUAGGCAGAAAGCAAAUUGCUCUUGGUAUGAGUACUCUGUUUUUUACAAGGCUAUUCAGAACAGAGGUUAGGGUACACCAAACAGCCUACAAAGGGGUGCCUUGUAGUGAUGCUGGGAUCCAGGCCCCCUCUUCUGCAAGACAUGCUCCCACUGCUGUGUCCACUCUGUCUCCAUCUGGACUUGUUUUCUUCUUACUCUGCUGCUUUUGGCUGAUGGGGCUGAGGCGUGGUGGCACCAGAGCUGAGAUCAAAUUAUCAGUUAAUCAUCUGGGUUGGGUUGGAACUGUUGUGUUAUCAAGAACUGUACUGUAGUUCAUUCGAACACUUGUAUCCUUUUUAAAAUUUGUUUGCUGGUUAAAUCCAAGGGCACAAUCGCUGUAUUAAAGGGCAGCAUUUACCGCACUGGGGCUGUAAGAGGAGACAACCUUUUCCAAACAGAUCUAAUGUCUCCUUCAAGAAGAGUCCCACUCUGCUUCCUCUGAGCGUAGGCUUGUUUUCCCUUCUCACUGCUAACUUCAAGCAGCCUGGUUAGUUCUAACCCUCUUGGGGAGCAUCCAGGUCUCUGAGUCCCAUAGUUGGCUGUAUAAGUAGGGGCAUAUACAGCUAUUGCUUUUAUGUGACUGGCAAGCUUUUGCAGUGGUUGUCUUGUCAUGCAGAGAACAUAGCUACGAUCAGAGGAGGCAGCACAUCAUAUCAGAGUGAUCAGUAGAAGCACGUUUUACCAGAGUGCUAAAACUGGUGGCAGCUGCCAACUGGGAGUCCUAAGAAAUAUGGCUGAUGGGCCAGAUUUAGUUCAAAAAUGACUAUUCGGUCCAAGUGACGUUCUCCCAAAACAGCUGUUCAGCGAUUUGUCUCUAGCCCCAGGUGUUGGUUCACUACAAACCUGUGUUUCUCUUCAUUAAGAAAGCACAAUUUUUCAAGAAAAGCCCUAUCCCUUUCUCCCAGGUGUCCCCAAGCAGAAGGGGGUAUUCCCUUCAGGAAGCCAGAUCUGUACCUGUGCACUCUGAUUUCUGCCAAUGCAGCUGCCUUAGUGGAGUGGGUUGAGUGUCACUUUCUUGAUGUCUUUGAACUCUCGCUGUUCAACCAAAAUUAAAAAAAAAAAAAAAAAAAAUGAUGGGAAAUUCUGCUUCUGAUUGGAUUCUCUGGAAUCAUCACUUCCACAUUCCUGAUCCUUUUAACUUUAAAUGCUGCCCGGAAAAGGUUGCGUUCGUAUACUGAGACCUGCCCCCAGCUGCCAGGUUCUGAGUCAGAUUCUCGGGAGCUGCCAGCUCCUGGGGAGAAGAUUUGCAACUAGCAAUGCAAUUUUUCUAUAUCUGCUGACGUUUACCUUUUAAAAAAGUUAUACAAUGUGUCCUUGAUUAUUUUUUCUUGUGUGUUAAUUUUUUUUGGUCUUUAUUCUGUGUGAUGUUAAUUGAGGUCAUUGCAAAACAAUGUAAUUUUGUUAUCUUUGAUUCAAUUGAAUUUCUUUACUUAAAAAAUAAAAUAAAGGACUCUCUGAGUUCA